AUGAAUGAUACUAUUGUAAAAGAGAUAAUGCCUACAAAGAUUAGUGAUAAAGAGAAGAAGAUUAUUGAAUAUCUAGAGGAAGAGCUAUUAUUAGAGCAAUUCACAGAUCCCUUGUUGAAAUAAAUGAACUUUGAGUUGUCAAAGAAGAAAACCAUAUUCUCAUUUAGAUCUAUGGACUCUGACACUGAAAUCUCUGAAGCUACUUCUUGUUCAACCAUUAAGAGUAGCAAACUAUAAAUGUGUAAGUCGCCCUUGUUUAGAAGAAGACUCAGUGCAUUAGUUUUAGAGUAGUUAUCUUGA
Messenger RNA from Paramecium primaurelia, 300 nucleotides. Lineage: Eukaryota; Ciliophora; Oligohymenophorea; Peniculida; Parameciidae. The record is from the annotation of a GenBank genome assembly.